Messenger RNA from Candoia aspera, 4179 nucleotides. RefSeq names its product solute carrier family 39 member 8 (gene SLC39A8). The record is from RefSeq and is a predicted model, not a curated record. Gene Ontology annotation, cellular component: plasma membrane. Gene Ontology annotation, molecular function: monoatomic cation:bicarbonate symporter activity; zinc ion transmembrane transporter activity. Bases 311 to 1768 code for a protein of 485 amino acids. The transcript is spliced from 9 exons. Lineage: Eukaryota; Metazoa; Chordata; Lepidosauria; Squamata; Candoiidae. Gene Ontology annotation, biological process: zinc ion import across plasma membrane; intracellular monoatomic cation homeostasis.
CUGUUACAGGAAGAGCUGCGUGCGCCUGGCAUCCUGCGGACUGAAGAGAAGGUCUUCUUUCGGCUCUCUGACUGAGCCAGCUUCUCCUACCUACACCCUUCCGGCGUAGGAUUUGGGGAACGUCCGGGGAAAGGCCCUUGUCCCUGCCCAAGAGGGCGGGAAAAGAAGGACCUUCACUUGCAGCAGCGCCCGAGGAAGACUCGCUCCCGCUUGCUGUCGGCCCCAAAAGGCACGGCGCUUCUUCGGCUGGUUCGUUAACUCCUCCGCGCCUCGCCUUUCUUUUUCGCUCGCCUCUUCGCGCUUGCCGGCGAUGUCUCCCCGCGCGGCUCGGACGCUCCUGGCCGCCGCCUUCGCUCUGGCACUUGGUGCCUUCGUUCCCACCCGUACCCAAGAAGAUCUCUCAGCAGCAGCAGCUGCGUCGUCGUCGUCGGUCGAAGACCACUUCGCUCGGGAUGUCUUCGCCGUCUUCGGAGCUAACCGGAGCCUCUCGACCGAGCAAGUCGGCCAGAUGCUGCAGACGCUGGGAGCCUGGCACAAGCUGAGCGAGUCCUGGCCGGCGGGAUCGCUGGCGCAUCUGCACUAUAACCAGUGCAUGUCUGCUGAAGAUAUUUUUUCUCUGUAUGGAAUGUCAAACAGGAGCAGGGUUAUGGAGACCACCUUCUCUACAAUAUGUCCUGCUGUCUUACAACAACUGAUUUUUCACCCCUGUGAAAAAUCUGUACCCAAAAGUGGUUCCAAACCAUCUUCCACAGAAGUUUGGGGCUUUGGAUUCCUUGCUGUGACUAUAAUCAGCCUUGCUUCACUUCUUGGAUUGGUUUUAACUCCUCUUUUAAAGAAGGACUAUUUCCCUAAGAUUUUAACCUACUUUGUAGGUUUGGCUAUUGGAACACUCUUCUCUAAUGCAAUUUUCCAGCUUAUUCCAGAGGCAUUUGGAUUUGAUCCCAAAGUAGAUAACUACGUUGAAAAAGCAGUUGCAGUUUUUGGUGGAUUCUACAUCUUAUUCUUUGUGGAAAGAGUUCUUAAAAUGUUGUUGAAGACCUAUAGUCAAAUGGGUCAGAGACACUUUGAACCUGAAGAACUGAAACUUCCCCAAGGUCAUUCUGCUCCUCCUCCUCCUGCAGAAUCAUUCAAACCAGUCAAUGGAACAAUGUGCUAUGCAAACCCAGCUGUAGCAGAAGCUAAUGGAAAUUUGGGUUUUGAUAAUGUCAGUGUGAUCUCUGGACAGAAAGAAGAAAUGCAAAGUAGUUCAUGCAAAUGUUUCAGAGGACCUUCCCUGUCAGACAUCGGUACAAUUGCCUGGAUGAUCACAUUAAGUGAUGCUUUGCACAACUUCAUUGAUGGACUAGCCAUUGGGGCUUCAUUCACACUUUCCCUGCUUCAGGGAAUUAGCACAUCUAUAGCAAUCCUAUGUGAAGAGUUUCCUCAUGAAUUAGGGGAUUUUGUCAUCCUCCUUAAUGCAGGGAUGAGCACAAGGCAAGCCUUGUUUUUCAAUUUUUUGUCAGCGUGCUCCUGUUAUAUUGGCCUAGUUUUUGGUAUAAUAGUAGGCAACAACUUUGCUCCAAACAUCAUCUUUGCACUUGCUGGAGGCAUGUUUCUAUACAUCUCCCUCGCAGAUAUGUUUCCAGAGUUGAACGAUAUGUUGAGAGAAAAAGUAACCGGAAGAAAAACAGAUCUCGUGUUUUUCCUGAUUCAAAAUGCUGGAUUGCUCACAGGGUUUACUGCCAUCCUGCUCAUUACUCUCUACGCAGGAGAAAUUGACCUGGAGUAAUGUGAUAAUGAAGACAAUUUAGUAGAUUAUAAAUGGAAGAACUUCACAAAGGAACUUGGAGGUAAUAAAGGUACCUUGUUUGCACCAGUCAUGGAACAAAACAAAACUUUUUUUUCCCCUAAAAAUAAUAUAUAAAGAUAAAAAUAAUAUGAAAACAUAUAAAAAUAAUUAUCUAAUGUGUUCUAGGAUAGCAUUUUCCUCUAUGCGCUUGUCCUAUGAGAGUCACUUUUACAUCAGUGCAGUAACAACUUAGUGGUAUGCGAUUUUUCAUCUGUAAAACGAAUAAAUAAACAAAUAACUAUUUAUUUCAACGAAAAUGUACCACCAAAACUGUGUAUCAGAAAUGCCUCUGGAUUUGGAACUCUGUUUGUACUUAAGACCUGUUUUAAGUGGUAGUAUGCAGUGGGUACAUACGCAGUAUGAUCCAAGCUAAAGUGGUUUAUGCAUCAAUUUUAUAUAAAAAUAUAUAGAAAAUUAAGUCCUAUUGAGGACAAUGGCACAUAUUCUAAGGCAGUGUUUCUCAACCUGGACAACUUUAAGCUGUGUGGACUUCAGCUCCCAGAAUUCCCCAGCCAGGACUGGCUGGGGAAUUCUGGGAGCUGAAGUCCACACAGCUUAAAGUUGUCCAGGUUGAGAAACACUGUUCUAAGGUAUGUGUGUAUAUCUGGGUAGGAGGAACCAUGCUACCAUUUUCAGUGUCCUGCUUACCCCUCCCAUUCUUGAGUGAGCAUUACAUAUUUUCUUCAUUAAUUCCAAUUAAUGGUAUCAAUUUCUCCAUUUUCUGGUAAUAGUCUGGCAGCUGGAAGACUUUGAUUUUACAGAUCUCUAGCCUUUGGAAAAUGGUUCCUUCUCCCUGCUGGUACUGAAGGAAUACCAGCUUUUUUUAAAAAAAAAAUUUCUGCAGCCUCACAAGGAUGGCUCAUUUUCACCUAGGAGUGACUUCUUCCUUCAUCAUUGAAGAAGGAAAUCUGAAUAUUUCUAUGGCCACCAGGGUCCAUAGGAUUAUUGCUUUAGUUGACAAGACCCUCUUUUUAGAGAAGCCACUGCCUUUUUGUCACUACAAUACAAUUUCAAAAUAGGCUUAAAGGUUCCCUCCACAGGGAUUUUUAUUAUUAUUUUUUUAAAUACUGUAGCAAGAUUUUUAAAAAUCAUGCACAAAUUCUAAUUGCUAAUUAAUAUUGGAGUAAUCAGACUUACUUUUAAUUCUUCUCUUUCAUGCUUAUGGGAAUGGCAUCAAAAAUAAAUUAAAAAUUCAUCAACUUUUUAAUAAUUAAUAAUGUUUAUACUUUGCUGGUGUUUUUAAAGGAAGGCGCUAGAUUAAACAUUAGACCACCACGAAGCAUUUGACUUUUGUUACUGACUUUCAACAUGAGUCAGUGAUACCAUUCUUGAAACCAAACUGUUAAAGCUUCUUAUUAUAAGUUCUGUAGAAAUGGAAGGAAUAAGAAAGCAACAACUGUUAGCUGAAUUGCAUGCCUAGAUAUGUUAUAAAUACUGUCUGGCUGUGUAAACUCUGAUACAUGCACAAAGCUCUCUCAUAGGAAUUAUGUGCCAAUUUUAAUGGGAAGUCGAGCUUCAUAUCCAAACACUGAAUGGAGAAGCUGCUCAUGUAAAAGUUCCAUAUGAUUGUUAACCCAAUAUACAGGAAUGCAUCACUGUGCUCAGCAGACUCAGUGAACUGGUGCAUGUCCAAUAUAAUUUAUUCUAGGGAACAAUGGUUCCUCAAUCCUUUAAGGAGGGAUCUUUCCUAGAAGUGCUACAUGAAAUUCUUUAAUCCAGGGGUGAUUACAACUUUUUUGUAUUUUGUAUUUUAAGAAGACUUUGUGUGCCCCAGGAGUCAUGGCUGUGAUGUAGAGGUAUUACAGAAUCAGUCAGAGUAGAAAAUAUUGACAAUUUUGGGUACCAAAGGUAUAGGUUUUCAAAAGUUUAACAUACCUAUUUUAGCUUUUAUUUCCUCAAAGUUACUCAUGCUGCCCAAAUCAUCAUUUUAGUAAAGAAAACACAUUGUAUUCUUGCAUUUAUUUCUCCAUAUUUGAGUUUACAUCUUGAUGGGUAUGUAUUCUUCUUGCUGUAAUUUAGUUCGGAUUGAAAGUUAUAUGCACUCUAAAAUAUAUACAGAUUGAUAUUUUUUUUUUGCAAAUAAUAAUGAUAACAGAAGAAACUUGAUACUGCAGACAGGAAUAGGAAGAAAGAAAUACAUGUCAUAUUUCUCUUCCAUCCUACAGCAGUUUGGAGGAAGUGUGCAAUAUUUAUUACAAAUUAAGCAUAUUUUCUACAGUACUAGGAAAUUUCAACUGGGUCAUUACUUUGUAGAUACAUGAUAUACUUACCUGCUUGACUUUUGAGGUGAGAUUUGACUUUGUUGCUAUGUUUCCUGUGAAGCAAUAAACUAGAUUUAUUGAAAAUGUAAA